Molecule: messenger RNA, 3632 nt
Organism: Cladophialophora immunda
Lineage: Eukaryota; Fungi; Ascomycota; Eurotiomycetes; Chaetothyriales; Herpotrichiellaceae
Exons: 1
Coding region: 269-3295 (1008 amino acids)
Biological process (GO): regulation of DNA-templated transcription; DNA-templated transcription
Cellular component (GO): nucleus
Molecular function (GO): zinc ion binding; DNA binding; DNA-binding transcription factor activity, RNA polymerase II-specific
Source: RefSeq, a predicted model, not a curated record
CAGUCGGCACACAUUUGCUUCCUAUUCUCGUCGCUUUGCCUGUUCAUCAAUGGUUGCCGUGUAUCGUUGCCAAUUUCCUGUCGUCGUCUUGAUUCUGCAGUGUCGGGCUGUAAGCUGGGUCUGCGUUUGAAUUUGCUGGACCGCGCCACUCCAACCAACGACCUCACGGGCUGUCCUCUGGCCACUCUCAAUUCAAGCAACUCCGUCACGAAAAGCCGCCCCCGUAUCGACAUUAGCCUCUGAAAUAGACCAAAGCAGGCUACAUUCAAUGGCAGAGUUCUCCUCGCUUACCACCAAGUUCCGCGCCAAUCUGGACAGCCAGCAAUCAGGCGGGCACAAAAUCAGCAAACGAAACCGACAGCCCGUAUCCUGCUUCAACUGUAGGAUCAAAAAAUUGAGGUGCGACAAGGGCCAUCCAUGCGAGACAUGCGUCAAGCGGGGCGACGAGUCUAGCUGCGUAUACGGCAACAUUCCUUUGCCCAAGUCGUCCGAUCCAAGCUCCGCCAACGGCACGAACACAGCUCAUGCGGCGAAUAAACGAGGACAAGCCCAGGAUAGGCUGCGGCAUUUGGAGCAACUCGUCAUGCAAAUGGUCGGCAAUACGACGAGCGCACAGUCUUCGCAAGACUCGGAAGCCGCUGCCAGCCCUGGCUCUGCACUUGACAUCGACACGUCGACUGCCAGCAUCGCAAAGGAAGGACACCUCCAGUACGGCUCCUCGGAAUCGCGCUACGUCGGUUCGACGCACUGGUCCGCAAUCCUGGAAAGCAUCCAAGAACUCAAGUCUGCGCUUUCGAGUGGCAGCAACGGCCAAGGGGGCGGCCCAUCAGCCACCGAGUUCGAUGAAAGCGACGACAUCGAACCACAGGAGAUAGAGGGCCUGUUCGGUUCGACGAGCCAUCUCUCCCUCCCCCAGAUCCUGUCUCAGGCCCUUCCUCCACGACUGCAAGUCGACCGUCGCCUGUCCACCUACUUUAACAGUCGAUAUCUGGUCAUUCCCUUCAUCCAUACGACACAAUUCCGAAGACAAUACGAUCAAUUUUGGCGCACACCACUGGAGAUGUCCCCCCUCUGGAUCUCCAUACUAUUCUCCAUCUGCUGCAUGUCUGCCACCUUGUCUGAAGCUGUAGGCUCCGAGCCUUCCACACCGGAGGAUCAACUAAGUCCGCGCAUGAGUUUUCUCAACGCUGCCUGUCAAUGUCUCCGCCUUGGCGGAUUUGUUCGGCCCAAACGCUACGUGGUGGAAGCUCUGGGUCUGUAUGCCCAAUGCAAAUACAUGGCCACGCUCGACCCGUCGCGGGAAGUCAGCAUCAUAUUCCCCAUCCUGGUGCGACUCGCUUACCGAAGUGGCUACCAUCGCGAUCCUUCCCAAUUUCCUCAUUUCUCGGUGUUUGAAGGUGAAAUGCGGCGGCGCAUGUGGGCGAUGUGUCUGCAAUUCGACCUCAUGGUAUCCUUCCAACUCGGCCUGCCAAACCAGAUCCCGCCCAGUAGUUGGGACACGUUACCUCCGUCGAACCUGCUCGACAGCGAUUUCGACGAGCACAGUACGGCCCUACGACAAUCCCGACCGGAGGAAGAAGCGACGCAAAUACUGUAUUUCAUUGUCAAAACUCGCUUGAUGACUACGUUCGGGAAAGUCUGCUCGCACGCUCUCUCGUUUCGGGACUACUCGCAGCAGGAAGUCAUGGAUCUCGAUCGCGAAGUACGCGCCGUCUACGCCACUGUACCCAAGAUUUUACAUAUCCGUCCCAUGUCACAGUCCUUUGCCGAUCCCAGCUAUCUCAUCAUGGUGCGCACAAAUUGUGAAUUUCUCUACCAGAAAUCUCUCCUCGUGCUACACAGGAAGUAUAUGACACAAGGCACUCACCCAACCUCUACAAAAGUAUGCACGGACGCCGCCAUCGCGAUCACACGGCAUAUGCUGGAUCUGCACAAGGAGUUGAAGCCUGGGGGGCAGUUGUUCCAGGACCGCUGGAUGCUGAGUUCGUUCACGAUGAACGAUUUCUACCUGGCUGCAAUGGUCCUGUGUCUGGGGGUGAGCAUGUGGAGAAAAGCGAACCCAGGGAAGGGACUCGAGGAUUCUGGGGACGGCACGACGGUUGAGCAGUUCCAGCUUUUGAAGGCGGCAUAUGAGAUCUGCGAGGAACUGAGCCCGACGAGCAACGAGGCGAAAAGAGUGGCAGACGUCUUGAAGGUGGUGCUGGAUGAAAUCGCCAGCCCAGCUGCUGUCGCCCAAUCGACAUGGCCAGGCUCAAUUGGCUCCAACACAAGGGGUCUCGGGGGAGCGAUGUCGAACACCGAGCAACAAGGACAAAUACAAGAAUCCGCCACACUACCCUCAAAACAUCACCCGUUCAUGCAGCCGGGGCGCUUUAUGGGGUCGGCAAUGUUCCCGAUGCAGUACGACUUCACCCUCGUCCCGCUGACACUACAAGAUCAACAAGACCGUGAAGGGUUUUCGGAUUACCCAUCAUCGUCAACGUCGUCUCAGAACCAGCAGGGUCAGAACCAAGGCGGGAGUGGUGGCUACUUCACGCCGGCGUUCAACAACUCCAGUGUCAACGACAGCAGCGCACCGCUGAAUCCGAACCUGCGUCUCAUGCCGGGCCUUCAGAACCCGGGCCUCGGACCGAACCCGUUCAUGAGUUUCCUUCCCUUCAGCGCGGCGUAUCCCCCGCCGACACCGACUCUAGACCCAGCGAUUGCGGCUGCGGCUGCGGCGACGGGGACAUCCUCUUCCUCUGACGUUGCCGAGGAGAUGGCAGCCAAUGGCUCCAUGCCAAUGAACUUGGACAUCGACUGGGCGUUCCUCGACCAGUGGAUGGCGCUGCCGAACCCGGACAUCCUGUCUCUGAGCGAGGCUGCGCCUCCGUCGCAAGUUACUGCAUUGAAUCCGAUCCCUCAGCACCCUCUGGCCUGGAGACCUGGAUCCCCGCCCGGGCAGCCAGAUGCAAGCACCAACCACCACCACCAUCAACUCCAACAUCAAGAUGCCAGAGGUGCAGCCGCAGGCGGACUCGACAAGACCACCACCACCACCCCGGCGACACACUGGAUGAGCACGCCCUACCGCUUCCUCGGCGGCGAGCCGCGAGAGGGACUUGACCACAUCACCGGCGCGGCCGACACGCCGAUGAUGGACGCCGGCGAAUCCGGUGGCGGGGGCGGUGGUCGGGGCGGAAGCGAGCGCCGCAGCGGCGCGGGCGUCAACGGCGCGAACACCACUGGCUCCUCCGGACGACAAGCUACCACCGGCGACAUGGCGCCGUAUAUGGGACACGUCGUCGGGUACUGAGAGAGACAUCCCCAAGGUGGCGGAAGCGCCACGCCCAUGUAUGUAACCAAUUUAUAUGAGAAUGCACGGGGGACUUGCGCUCAUCGUUUCGAACGAGCGCUACGCAAGUGUUUACAACAAGACAGGAACGACUUUUGGAGGGUUCUUGCACUUGGGAGUGCCAUAAGACAAAAAGGCGGAAACUCUUGUGGCCUUGGUUGUAAAACUUCCAUCUAGGAUUUUGGAUGGAUAAUCUCCUCAUUUUUCUGAUUUCUUCAUCAACGUACCCCUCUUGAUCUUGCUCGUUAAAAGGUCGAGGAUAAACCCGCAAAGAUAUCGUGACUUUGAGAUACACAAU